This is a messenger RNA of Colletotrichum abscissum, 2145 nucleotides long. RefSeq names its product heterokaryon incompatibility protein. Lineage: Eukaryota; Fungi; Ascomycota; Sordariomycetes; Glomerellales; Glomerellaceae. The transcript has 2 exons. The record is from RefSeq and is a predicted model, not a curated record. Bases 1 to 2145 code for a protein of 714 amino acids.
AUGUUAUGUCAAGUUUGCGUUGGGGCAUUCCAACACCGGAAGGGUUGGGUUCGCGAUACCGACGAGGGCUCCGAGCCCACCAUUUUACUUGCUCAUCACGAAUCGGUCGCGAGCCUUGAAGCUUCAGCCCUCGACGCUUGCGAGACAUGUCGUCCGUUCUGGCUCCAGAUCAGCGAGGAGGACCAGAUUAGACUGAGAGAGUUCGACGCCACUUGGACCUCACGCCCUAGGGCAGGCGGUGCAAAGUCCUGGACACCUGGGCAACGGUUGGACGAGUUUGAUGGUCUAGUGACUAUGGGCGCAGUUGUCCUUCUCGAGGAACCGAGUCUAAAAGCCAUUGGGUCUGACUUGAUGAUAUCCAUUUCAUUCGAGUCGGGAUUCACGGAUGAAAUUCAUUUUGAUCAAAAAAAUAUUUCUGGUACUUAUGUGGUACAGAGAGGUGAUUACAAGGAUGCCGGAAAGAUGAUACCGUUCUCCAGUAACAACACGGACUCCGAGGAAGCGUGGGCUAAAGCAAACUUAUGGAUGCAAACCUGUUUGUCUACUCACACGGCUUGCAACGUUGAGCUGAAAGCGGAUCCGUGGUGUCCAACUCGAUUGCUUGACCUCAAGGCUGGUUGCGAGGGAACAGAUGUUGCCCGUCUGGUAAUCACGGCAGAAAACCGGCCUUCGCACAAUGAUCGUUAUGCGACCCUGAGUCAUUGCUGGGGUUCAGCCCAGUUUCUGCAACUGAAGAAAGCCACGUGCGACGAUUUCAAAAGAGGCAUCGAGCUCUCCAAGCUUCCAAAGACAUUCCGUGAAGCCGUGCAAGUCACUCGACAACUAGGCGUGCGGUACCUCUGGAUCGACUCGCUGUGCAUAUUCCAGGAUCGAGACGAUCUCUCCGACUGGCUGGUCGAAGCGGGUUUGAUGCACAAAGUGUAUUCAAACUCAUUUUGCAACAUCUCUGCAGCGGGAGCACGCGAUAGUUCCAAGGGCCUUUUCUUCAAGCGGGAUCCGAGAGUGAGCCUUACUACCGACAUGUGCCUCAAUGCGGAGGGGUUUGGACUGGAAACGGAAUACGUCGACUGCAGCAUUAUCGACAUGUCAUUUUGGGGCCAUGCCGUUGGGCAGUGUCAUCUUAAUAAGCGCGGCUGGGUUCUACAGGAGCGUCUGCUUUCACCACGUGUUCUUCAUUUUGGCCGCGAUCAACUCUUCUGGGAAUGUAGAGAGCAAGCGGCGGCCGAGUGUUAUCCAGAGAAGAUGCCGGAAAUCUUGGCAAACAGCGUUCCGACAAAAUUCAAGAGACUCAGUAAAGAAGCUUACGGCCCUGAUGCAAUGUCGCGAGAGAGAGAGCCGGACGACCCCACGUUCUACCAUCGAAUUUGGGAUUUAAUCGUGAGAGCGUAUGGAAGCACCCGCUUGACUAUGGCCUCCGACAAAUUGUUGGCUCUUUCAGGCAUAGCUCAGCAUUUCGAAACUCUCGUUGACGACACCUAUGUCGUGGGGAUGUGGCGGAAGCAUUUAGCCAGCAAUUUACUAUGGCAUGUUGAUCAGGAGACGCAGGUCGACGGCUCUCCAUCUAUUCGGCCCGAAGUGUACAGGGCCCCAUCAUUCUCUUGGGCCUCAGUCGAUGGCAAAAUCAUAACUGGACCCCUGAUUGAUCAAUCGAAACUGCUCAUAGAGGUGGAAGACGUCCGAAUCGAGUACGUGUCGAAAAACAAGACGGGUCUGGUAAAAGGAGGCCAUGUCGAUCUUAGAUGUUGUGUGCUGCCCUUCGAAAUGUUUGUGAAGUCCGGCAGCCAACGCCGGUUCCUUUCUCUGAAAGUCAACGGUGUCAUUGUCAUAGCAUCGAGGAAAGAUCCGCAACGGAAUAUUGGUCCUCUGGUACACAUGGACAUUGGCCAGGAAAGCUUCAACGACGAGAAUACCACAGGAUCGCUAUACUACAUUGUCGCACAGAAGCAGGAUGAACCUGAUGGCUUUGUGAGGUGCCUUCUGCUGAUGGCCGUAGAUGAGAAGAGGAAGGUCUUCAAGAGGAUUGGGCUGGCAGUAACCAACGAUGCAGAAGAGAUUGAGAUGCUGCAGAAUGGGACACAUAAUGCCGAUGGAAGCUUAUCGAACAAUUGUGGUCUUGAUGGAAUUAGAACCAUACGAAUCAUCUGA